Batrachochytrium dendrobatidis JAM81 is the source of this 1313-nucleotide messenger RNA. RefSeq lists its product as uncharacterized. The transcript is spliced from 2 exons. Gene Ontology annotation, molecular function: transmembrane transporter activity. Lineage: Eukaryota; Fungi; Chytridiomycota; Chytridiomycetes; Rhizophydiales. The record is from RefSeq and is a predicted model, not a curated record. Gene Ontology annotation, biological process: transmembrane transport. The coding region runs from base 1 to 1230 and encodes 409 amino acids.
AUGGCUGCCUACACCAUCAUUAUUCCAUUCCUUCCCCAGGUUAUUGAAUCGUAUGGUGGUCAUGAUACCGAUAUUGGUUGGUUGCUGGCAUGCUAUUCGAUUGGAUUGAUGACCAUGUCGCCAGUUCUUGGUAUUAUCAGCGACAAACUUCAAGGCCGACGACUGCCUAUGAUAUUUGGUCUUGUUGGUCUAAUUGCAUCUACCCUUCUGUUCAUGUUUGCCAAAACCUUUUGGGUGCUUGCUCUUGGUCGAUUACUGCAGGGAAUAUCUACUGGUACUGUCUGGACACUUGGUCUUGCCUUGGUUGCCGACACACAUGAUUCGAACGAUCUAGGAGCUGCAAUGGGAAUCAUAUAUGGUGCCUAUGCAGCUGGUCAGCUUGCUGGUCCACCUAUCGGAGCUGUACUAUACACUCGAGUUGGAUACCAAGCUCCUUUUAUCUUUUGUUGCUCCUUGACAUUGAUUGAUUUGAUAGUAAUGCUCAUAUAUGUAGAGCUUCCAAUUAGCAAGCCAUCUUUAGAGGCUGCAGACUUGGAUGAGACUUUUGACUCGACUGCGGUAAAGUCUGAGGAAAAUGAAAUGGCAGUUCAUGUUAAGUCCAUUUCUGAUGCCAAAACUGCAGAAACUCUUCCAAAAGUUCGAAAAGCUCCCGAAACCUUUUGGGAAAUUCUUACUCUUCCGCCCAUCAUUAUCAUCAGUUUGGUCACCAUUGUCAUGGGAUGUGCAACUGCUGCUUUUGAAUCUACACUUGCAUUGCAUCUACGUGACAGGUAUGGAUACGAUGUCGAGCGUAUCGGGUUGGUAUUUAUGGGUAUGGUGAUCCCAAGUUUAUUUUGUACACCGAUUGCUGGCUAUGUUUAUGACAGACUUGGAUUCCGUGUUGUAUCGGGUGUUGGUGUUGCAGUGUGUGCUGUGCUUGCACCUUUCCUUGCACUCUAUCAAGGCAUUGUUUCCUUUUUGAUUAUUCUCAUUACAUUCACCAUGUCAAUCUCGUCAAUUGGUAUGACUCCUAUGAUGCCUGAGAUCUCUGCAUGUGUUCCACGUAGCGCAUUUGCUCGUACCUACUCUCUCUUCAAUGUAGCAUUUUCUGGAGGACUGCUUUUUGGCCCAAUCGUGGGAUCAUUGGUAUACCAUGUUGGUGGUUGGUUCUGGGAAUGCAUAGUAUUAUUUAUUCUUUUGAUACUAUGUGUACCCAUGAUUUUCUUUUACAAGCGACCUGUGUAUGAAUAAUUCACGGACGCUUUUUUUUGGCUCAGCUCAGAUCUGCCAAUACAUGUUUUGUUGACUAUUUACAUUAAAAACACUUUUUAUCU